AUGGGUGGCGGUCAAAGGUUCCGUCUGCCGGCGUCUCUGAAACGAACAAAAUCCAAUGCUCCAAACCAAGGCCGGCAGCCAGAAGGAAAUGAAUACAAAGUACAGCAUCUGCUUGGGAUCACUGAAACUGAUUUCAACACGGUACGAAACCAGAGCAUUAGCUCUUCAGCCACUGCAAGAUUGCCUGCCUUGUCAUUUUCAGAUGCCACAACCGAACUGGGCUCUUCUCAUCCCCCAACGGAACAGCUGGAUGCCAGUGCAGAUCUCAACUUGAAAGCGUCGUCUGUGUUAUUGCACGAGGAAUUCUUGCUCAAAGCAGAUGCUGCGGGCUCAACACAUUCCAAGCGCCUCAAAACAUACGGCUCAUCCUCUACCAUGAACUCGUAUUAUGAUGCCUAUAAGGCGCCAUUAGCGGUGUCACAACAGACUUCUGAGUCCUCCCGACGGGAUUUUGCUCUCCGAAAAGGAACCCCGGUGGUCAUCAAAUCUACGACUCCGGACAAGGGCUCUCCGCGUCAAUUGAAACUUUUUAGCCGCUCUAAAAGUGACAGUAAAUCGGGAACGAAGAAGCUCACGAAGCACAGUUCUCAAUCUGAGGAUGCUGCCGCCAAGAUGUUGUUUAGCAACCAACAUUCCAACAUGCCCUCUAAUCAAAGUGGAUCUACAAGGCAUUUACAUACGACCCAUCAGUCUAAGACACAAAAGGGUGUGCGCUUCCAGUCUGAGCAUCCUGCAACAUCGGUCGGUGCAGAGAAGUCCAAACCAUCUAUUACUCCUUCUCGACAAGAAACUUCAUACAUAAAGAUGAAUAUCAGACGGCCUAAAGCUGGGGCAAAGCACUGGUUCGAUGGACUCGAAGGUGACAGCAGUGAUGACGAAAGCGUCCAUGAGCCCGAACUGCAACCAAGCUUUGUUGCAGGAAUGGAAAUGGCAUUCGAAGGACGUAGGAUCGGUGUUUUGACAAAUGAGGCAUCUAGCGUCAGGACACAAACGCCGGAGACAAUUAGUCGAGCUGCAAGUUCGAAAGCACCAUCCAGUCACUUGCUCCCUUGUUCAACAAUCCCCUCCCGCGUCUCAACCCUCAAUGCCAAAUCGUCAAGAUCUACCCUUUCCUGGGCCGAGUCACAGCAAACCUCAUCAAAACCAAAAGCAUCGUCCCUAGCGUCUACCGAUCUCCACAAAACCAGCAUCCUCGACUUGUCCUCUUCUGAUGAUGAAGGUGAUGACAAGCCACAGCCAUUGCCAAACCGCAGAGUAUCUGGGAGUGUUCCUCUUCCGCUGCUGCGGGACAGCAUAGCUGUGGAAUCACUGGCGGAUUCAGAAAUUGAGGUAGGGACGGCUAAAGCAGUUAGCACAAAACAAAGUGCAACUGUAAGAUCGAGGGCGACGCCGAAUCUGCGGCGUGUUCAUGGCAGUCAUCUUCGGGGCUCUGCAUCAUCAUUAUCGAAGCCUUCCAACCAGCGACGAAGCCAUCGAUCAACUUAUCUUAGCGACCAAUCUUCCAAUCCUCCGCCAGAAGAUGACGACUUGCUUACUUCGUUCCCUGCCAUCCCCACGGACCAAGCAUCCUCGCACCGCCCAUCCUUCCACGAAUCUUGUUUGUCCGACACCGCAAGCAUUGAAAGCAGGAGAAUGAUGAGCGUUACCCGACAAGAAGAAUCUCUUUUGGCUGCUAUCCGUUCGAGGAAAGCAGUCCUUGGCCGACCAUCCAACGGUGGUGUGGCAGACCAAAGGAUACGGGCACUGCGAGAGACGGAGACCAAAUCGACGAAGCAUCAACGCCCUCCGCGGAUCUCCGCAGCGUUGGAGGUCCAGCUAACUUUACAUGGGAGGGCGCAGAAGCAGUCAAGAUCUCCACAUACAGAUGCCAACUUUGACCAGGCCUCUUGCACGACUUUCCAGACAGGGCUGUCGACAGAACCUAGCGGGCGAUACUCACUCGCCAGCUUUCAGACCGGCACUUCCAUCGAGCCAGAGACCGAAGCGUCGUCCUCGAUGGCUAUGUUUUCGCCUAAUCUACUUGCACCAUCGAAUGGUGCAGUCAGUAGGAUGAGCCGUUCGACCUUUUUUUCGACGUCGAGCAACAGUUCGAGGGACAACUCACGAAGUCGACGGGAGAGCCACUAUCUAGCCACACUGGAGAAGCUACAGGCGGCACCAAAACGAGAAGAGGUCUCUUCCCAAGACUUCAUUGAUUUUCCUUAUAAUGGUUGGAUGAAACUUGCAGCAGCAGCGCAUUAG
Fonsecaea nubica is the source of this 2241-nucleotide messenger RNA. RefSeq lists its product as hypothetical. NCBI's taxonomy places the organism in Eukaryota, Fungi, Ascomycota, Eurotiomycetes, Chaetothyriales, Herpotrichiellaceae. The record is from RefSeq and is a predicted model, not a curated record. Bases 1 to 2241 code for a protein of 746 amino acids. The transcript has a single exon.